AUGGGAAACAACAGCAGCUCCACGGUGGAUGACCUGCAGGCUGUCGAGAUCCACCACUGGUACAAGAAGUUCAUGACAGAGUGUCCUUCUGGGCAGCUGACGGAGCAUGAAUUCAAGCAGUUCUUCGGGCUCCGGGGGCUGGACCCAGAGGCCAACAGCUACAUCGAGCAGAUGUUCCGCACCUUUGACAUGAACAAGGAUGGGUACAUCGACUUCAUGGAAUACGUGGCUGCCCUCAGCCUCGUCCUUCGAGGGAAGAUGGAGCAGAAGCUGCGCUGGUAUUUCAAGCUCUACGACGUCGAUGGCAACGGCUGCAUCGACCGCUACGAGCUGCUCAACAUCAUUAAGGCCAUUCGAGCCAUUAACGGUGGCGACCACGAAACCAGCGCAGAAGAUUUCACCAACCGAGUCUUUGACAGGAUUGAUGUGAACGGAGAUGGUGAGCUUUCCCUGGAGGAAUUCGUGGAGGGGGCGAGGAAGGACGAGGAGUUCAUGCAGGUUAUGAUGAAAAGCUUGGACCUGUCUCACAUCGUGGCCAUGAUCAACAACCGCCGGCACAGCAUUUAAAUCAAGCUGGGAGGGGGGGGGGAGAGAAAAAUGCUGUGCCCGUGGACAGGAGGGCACAGAAACACAAGGAA
Molecule: messenger RNA, 638 nt
Organism: Empidonax traillii (willow flycatcher)
Lineage: Eukaryota; Metazoa; Chordata; Aves; Passeriformes; Tyrannidae
Product: guanylyl cyclase-activating protein 1-like
Exons: 4
Coding region: 1-567 (188 amino acids)
Molecular function (GO): calcium sensitive guanylate cyclase activator activity; calcium ion binding
Source: RefSeq, a predicted model, not a curated record